AUGUCCACCUCCGCGCCGUUGGGCGUCGAGCACGCAAACCGUUCCCGGUCGGAAACGGUCCUCUCCAUCGAUGGUGGCUGGCCGCCAAGGUCACCUCCACCUUGCCUGUCACCGUACGCUGGCUGGUCGCGGGCUGGCAACGGAACCGGGUACGGUCGGUUUGGUUCCAGGUCGGUUAUCCCAGGCCAACCGGCCUGGACGAGUGGUUCCAGUGGAGCGCUAGCCCGAACAAGCAGCCGCGAUGAGGUUAAACUGCACAAAAGCCUCGAAGAGAUCUCGAAGGACAUUCGCGAGCUGGAGGAUUUCAUCAGCGUGACCGAGGACAUCUUGCGCCGGGAACGCGAACAGGAUGAACAGCUGACGUUGCGGGAACGGCAGCGCAAGGCGGCGGAACGAACCAUGCAACUGAUACGCAGCAAAUGCAGUCCUACGAAGAAGUGCUUCAAUCGGACGGUCAGUUCGUCGCAGAACGGACAGAAAAAAGGAGUGCGUUCUCCGACCUACAAGGUGAACAUCACGCAAAAGCGUCGCAUCAAAUCGUUCAGUCCGAAGGGUGGCUACAAGUCCAAGCUUUACUUUCGAAACGGAAAGAUCGGUUGCCAGGAGGCGGAAAAUGCGGUGUCCAAUUUAAGGAGCACGCACGAGCUGGUCAAGCGCAUCAUCAACGAUGAGAGCAACAUGCUGGUGAAGCUGGAACAUCAGCAUUACACGAUGGGUGAGCAGGAUGGACUGGAAUCUCGGUCCAGUUCCGUCGAUACGCCUGUCGAGAGCUUGCAGAUGUGCGUCACGGAGUCAGCCGGGACGUCACUGUGCGAGGAUGAACCUCCGCCACCAUCAUCGCUGAUUCAAAGCUACCAAAAUGGGUCUGAAGCCCAAGAACGGCAUUGCGGAGACAGCGAUCUGCACCUUGACGACGCGAACGCAGUUUCCGUAGAACCGAUAGAAGAUAGACGAAAUUCGACGAGUCCUUUGGAAAUGGCGCCAGUAAAUGGGAACGAUUUCGUCACCGUAAGGCUGCGCCACCUGGCCAGCCGGUUCUCGGAACGUACGCGUAAAAUGCGCAGCAAGCUCGAGAUUCCUCCUACACCGUCCAGCAGUGCCAGUGCUCCUUCCACGGCUCCAUCCAUGCAGAAGCACAGCGUAAACCAACGAGCGAUACAAAACUCCGCCUUAACGCUUCAAUCGACCACCGAAACGGCCGGCUGUAGUCACUACCUGUUCUGUCCGAUCUUCUGCUGCGGUGGGCGCAGGGAUAACGUGCUCGAUCCGCAGGGAAAGUUCUACAUCGCGUGGCUGUUUAUCGUGUCCCUGUCGUUCCUGUACAACGCUUGGGUCAUACCGCUGAGAUCGUCCUUUCCGUAUCAAACGCCGGAAAACACCAAAUACUGGAUAGCGAUGGACAUCUGCGCGGACGUGAUCUACCUGCUGGAUAUACUGUUCGUGAAGCACCGGCUGAUGUACCUGUACGAGGGGUUCUGGGUGAAGGAUAAGAACCUGACGCGCAAGAACUAUAUGCGCAAGCUGCAGUUUAAGAUGGAUUUACUCGCGUUGGUUCCACUGGAUUUGCUGUACCUGCGCUUUGGAACCGAACAUGUCGUGUUUCGUGCACCGAGGCUCCUGAAAAUCCAAAGUUUCUGGGAGUUUUUCAAGCUAAUCGAUCGCGUAAUCUCAUCACCGCACAUUAUUCGCGUGGUCAAGACACUAACGUACAUGCUGUACAUGAUUCACCUGACAGCGUGUGCCUACUAUGCGUACAGCGCCUAUCAAGGGCUCGGCUCGAACCGGUGGGUCUUCAACAACAAGGGCCACGCGUACGUGCGGUGUUUCGCGUUUGCCACCAAAACGGCCACUUCGAUCGGCAAAAACCCAAAACCGGAGAAGGAAGGAGAACUGAUGUUCAUGACGGCCGCCUGGCUGAUGGGUGUGUUCGUGUUCGCCCUGCUAAUUGGCCAGAUCCGGGACAUCAUCGCGACGGCAACCCGGUCCAAGUCCGAGUACAAGCAGCUAGUCGACGAAACGCUGGAGUACAUGCGCCGGUUAAACCUACCAACGGAUUUGCAGCGACGCGUCAAAAUGUGGUUCACCUUCACCUGGGAACAGCAGAAGUGCUUGGACGAAACGCACAUCAUGGAUGCGUUGCCGGCGAAUCUCAAGACCGAUAUCGCCAUCUCGGUGCAUAUUCAAACCCUCUCGAAGGUGCAGCUGUUUGCCGAUUGUGAGGAGGCGCUAUUGCGCGAAUUGGUCCUGAAAUUGCGCUCCGUCACCUUCCUUCCCGGGGACUACGUGUGCCGGAAGGGUGAGGUUGGUAAGGAGAUGUACAUCGUAAAGACGGGCCAAGUGCAGGUCAUGGGAGGACCCCGAAACGACGUGGUGCUUGCGACACUCUACGAGGGGUCUGUGUUUGGUGAGAUAAGUCUGCUGGCGAUAAAUGGCGCUGAAGGGAACCGACGUACCGCUGAUGUCCGCUCGAAAGGAUUCUCGAAUCUGUUUGUGCUGUCAAAAUCGGACCUUAAUGAGGCCAUCGUGUACUACCCGAACGCUCAGGCCAUUCUGAAGAAGCGUGCCAAGAGCCUGAUGCGGAAGAACGCCGCCCGGGAAAAGGCGGAAUCGCAGCAAAGCAUCGACACAAAGGAUAGCGAGGUGGAUGUGGUCAUACGGAAUCCACCGGAUCCUCCCACCUCACCGAAGCUGCUUAAAACGGUCAUCCAGGCGCUUCCACACGAAUCCGCGGCCGUACAACUGCUGAUGCAGGGCUUUAAAACGCUCGAAACGGAUGACGGUGGUGCCAAGGAUGGCAUAGAAGAACAGGACGAACAGCUAGGCACGAUAGCGGAACCAAACCAGGAUGAAACGGCAUCGAUUCGUAGCGUCGAGAUCAAACACAUCACCGAGGUGCAGAUCGAGAACGAGAAGAACGUGGAGCUACCCUGCGAUUUGGUGUACAGCAUCAAGAAGGAGCUGAUGGAAAACAACAGCUACAUCAAUCUGACGGAUGCGGAAAAGUACAAGCUACUGCACGAACUCUCCAAGGAUGAGUACGACAGUCAGGAAAAGUCCCCCGUUUGA
Messenger RNA from Anopheles nili, 3066 nucleotides. It is a transcript of the gene CngB, whose product is annotated as cyclic nucleotide-gated cation channel beta-3. The record is from RefSeq and is a predicted model, not a curated record. Bases 1 to 3066 code for a protein of 1021 amino acids. The transcript is spliced from 6 exons. Gene Ontology annotation, biological process: monoatomic cation transmembrane transport. Gene Ontology annotation, molecular function: intracellularly cGMP-activated cation channel activity; intracellularly cAMP-activated cation channel activity; protein-containing complex binding. Gene Ontology annotation, cellular component: intracellular cyclic nucleotide activated cation channel complex; plasma membrane. NCBI's taxonomy places the organism in Eukaryota, Metazoa, Arthropoda, Insecta, Diptera, Culicidae.